AUGCUCGACUUCCUCUUUGGCGGGUCCUCGGCCACCAAAAAGCGCCAGCAGCAGCGCACGCCGCACCCGUUCCCCUCGUCCUCCUCCUCGUCCGCCGCCGCCUCGUCGUCGUCUACCUUCCCGCCCUCGAGCCCGUACGGCGCGGGCGCACACGGCGACGAGGGCGCGUACGACGAUGUUGCGCUCGGAGGAGGCGACCUCGGCGGCGGCGGUAUGGCGACCCAGUCGCGCAACAGCCUGUCGGGUCCGCCAGCGUCCGACGGCGCCUUUGUCGGCUCGUCGUCGUCGUCGGCGUCCUCGCGCGCACCGGCCUACCCGCCUCAGCAGCAGUGCCCGACGCACCGCUCGACGCCGAGCAACGGCUACUCGGCCGAGUCGUCGUACCCUCCCCUCCCGUCUUUCUCGCGCCCCUCGUCGUCGGCCUCGACCCCGAGCGGCGGCUCGUCGCGCUCCCCUCCCCUGCACGCCACUUUCGCCCGCCUGCGCGCCCUCCUCGCCGAGCAGUCGCCCUCGCUCGCCGACACGCUCUCGUCCCCACUCUCGUCGCACGUCGACCCGGCCCUGUCGAGCCUGCGCGCCGCCCUCGCGCCCUACGAGCUCCCGCGCGCCGUCGUCGACUCGUACCUCGAGCACGACGGCCAAGAGCUCCUGUCUGCCGCGUCGAGCGGCGGCGGCGCGGCGGGCGGCGCACGCGUCGGCGGCCUCGGCCUCGUGUACGGCCUGUGGUGGAUGCCGCUCGACCAGGUCGAGCAGGAGUGGCGCUUCUGGCGCACGCUCGAGGACGCCGGCGGGCUCCAGGGCGCCGGGCUCGGAGGCGACGCGUUUGGCGCGAGCGCGGCACAGCAGGACGGGCGGCGCAGGAGGGGCGGCCGCGCGCACCCGUACGUCGCCGACGAGGAGGAGAUUGGCGGGCGCGGCGUCGGGGGAGGAAAGGACGGCAAGGGGUGCGACGUGCCCGGCAUGGGCUCGUUCCCGGACGGCUGGGUCCGCAAGCGCUACUCGCACCCCGGGUGGCUCCCGCUCCUCACCGACCGAUGCGGCAACUACAUCGGCGUCGACCUCGACCCUCCCCCUCCUCCUGGUCCUCCCGCCGCCGGCACCACCACCUCGCCCUCGUCCUCGGCCUCGGCGUCGCACGCCGCACCCGGCGCUCCCGCCGCCAAGGCGCGCACGUACGGCCAGCCCGGCCAGGUGAUCGCGUUCGGGCGCGAGAUCGACGACAAGGUCGUCCUCUUCCCCGGCGACGGCCCCGCAGGUUGGGCCCGGUUCCUCGCCGCGUUCGUCGACGACGUCGAGCGGGGCGAGUUUGCGCGACUCGGCGAGCGGCUCGCGGCGGGUGGCGAGGGCGCGGCGGGCGCGGGCGACGACGACGAGUGGGACGAGGAGCGCGCGUCGUCGGCGGUGCAGAGGGGCAAGGCGGCGCGGCGCGACAGCGCGAGCGAUGGGAGCGGCAGUGACGACGACUGGCGCGGCGCGCAGGACGACGGGCUCGGCGACAGGGGCUACUUCGAGACGGGCGUGUACGGCGAGGAGGUCGUCGGCUCGGGCCCGGGCGCUCGCAGUGCCCAGACCUGGGUCGUUCGCACCGAGUACCGCCGGCUCGCCGCCAAGCUCGACCUGUCGGGCGGCGUCAUCGGCAUCCUGUGCGAGCGCAGCCGCCGCAAGUGGCGCUCACUCGGCGUCGGCUCGUCGGUCCCUCAGCCGCGCGGCAUGCUACCCAUGCGCGUGCCGGGCCGAGCGCCGUCCCAGCCGCUGUCGGUCGCGGUCCGAGCGUCGUCGGCGACCGGGAUCGAGGCGCACGACGACGACGACGACGACGACGAGCCCGAGUCGGCGACGACUGAGCGCCCUGCCCUCGCUCCGCCCAUCCCCAUCGUCAACGAGACCGACAUCCACCCUGCCGCCUCGUCGAGCGUCGAGCUCGUCCUCUCGCCGCCGUCGCCGACCGCCCCACUCGUCGACCUUCCACCGCUGCCGCCCUCACGCACGUCGCACGACUCGGCGCGCUCGCACGCGAGCAGCAGGGGCAGCGUCGCAGGCGGCGACGGCUACUUGCGCGACCCGCCGCGCUCGCCCCGGUCGCCCCGGCGCGCGCUCGCGUACCAGCAGCAGCAGCAGCAGCAGCGUCACGCUCGCCGCCCGCCGCCGCCUCCUCCCGCCGCACUCGACCUGCCCACCUUCGUCGACCUCGACUUUACCGACGUCGGCGGCAGCGGCGCGUCGAGGACCGACGGCGGCACGACCGCGGCCGGCGUUGUGCCCAAGGCGAGCUGGCUCCUCUCGUCGGCGACCGACGGGCGCGACGCGCUCGCCAACGCGGGCACGGCGGCGCUCGGUCGCCUCAGCAUGAGCUCGAGCAACGGAGGCGGCGCGCGCUCGCCGACGCUCCUGCCCGUCGCGCUCAGUCGCGCAGAGAGCGACGAGCAGUACCACCACCAGCAGGCGCACGCGCAGCGCGGGAUCGCGCUCACUGAGCGAGGGAGCUCGAGCAGGACGGCGCUUGUGGGCGCCGAGGGCGGCGCGAUGAGCCCGACGGACCUCGAGGGCGGCGAGGGCGGCGGGAGCGGUGGGUCGCCGGUCGGAGCGAGCCCGGUCGAGCGGGUCCAGGUCGUCAGCCACCGGGCAUAGAGCGAGGGGCAGGGCUCCUCCAGUCGUCGUCGGACAAUGAUACAGACACUUUCUCUCGUU
Rhodotorula graminis WP1 is the source of this 2688-nucleotide messenger RNA. RefSeq lists its product as uncharacterized. The record is from RefSeq and is a predicted model, not a curated record. Gene Ontology annotation, biological process: regulation of fungal-type cell wall biogenesis. The transcript has 2 exons. Bases 1 to 2628 code for a protein of 875 amino acids. Gene Ontology annotation, cellular component: mating projection tip. Lineage: Eukaryota; Fungi; Basidiomycota; Microbotryomycetes; Sporidiobolales; Sporidiobolaceae.